AUGCUUCCAGGCGUGGCCUUUUACGAGGUAGCCGUCGUUUUCGUCAAUGCCAUGCCGAUCAACCUCUACAAUAACUCGUGUGUGAACGACGGCAUGUCCUGGAUCUACUACGACAACAUUGAAUACAUCUCCAACGCCGUCAAGAUGGGAUGGGCUGACGCCCAGCCGGCCUUCAAGAAGCCCACGCACACGGGACACGGCAACUCCAUGAUGGAGAGUGGAACGCCCAAGGCCAUGGGUCCUUCUUGGAAUAUCUGCCAGCACUACGUGGUCACCAACAAGAUUGACCCGACUAAGCCCGUCGGUCACGGCUGUGGGUUCUUGCCGGACGAAUGCCGCUCCGAUCUCGAGAGCAGUCUUACAAAAGAAUGGGGUAUCCGCGGCGUCGAAGGAAUGUGCAGCAAUUUCGCUCUCGAGCAUGUACCCCUGAGCUGUCAAUAUCACUCAACACGUCACAUGUAG
Colletotrichum higginsianum IMI 349063 is the source of this 462-nucleotide messenger RNA. Its product is annotated as Alpha-glucanase. The coding region runs from base 1 to 462 and encodes 153 amino acids. Lineage: Eukaryota; Fungi; Ascomycota; Sordariomycetes; Glomerellales; Glomerellaceae. The transcript has 2 exons. The record is from RefSeq and is a predicted model, not a curated record.